AUGUUCCCCGACGAGCUCAAGGGCCUGACGCCGGUCGAAGAAAAGCUCAUCUCGCUGAACUCGUGUUAUGGCUUUGUGACGAGGUAUAGCAUUCCGGGCGGGCAGCGGCAGGCCGUGAGGUAUCCGAGACACGUCAAGGGCCACAUCACGGUGUUCCCAAACAACGUGCAGGAGCUGGCGAGAAAGGUGCUCCCGCACCCGCUCUUGCAAACAAUGGACGAGAUCCAUGUCUCGUGGCAGGGCGCGGAGAAGCCAGCACCGAGCGAUUUGUCGGGUCUCUUGUCGAGCGGGCCAUGGACGACGAUGGUCCGGCAGAGAUCGAGGAAGUCCUUGCUCGGCUCCGCCAGGGACAAGACGUAUCGGACAAGCCGAGUCGAGAAUUUGAGGGGCGGAGCGGACGGGGCUAAUGAUGCCGUGCCCGAAGACGGGGCCAAAAUGAUCAACGAGAUAACCUCUUCCGGCAUGUUUGCGUUGGACGGACCGCCGGGCGUGUCGGAUGCGGAGAAGGUCCGCUUUGCUUGCAAUGCCGUGGGCGGCGACGGGGCCGAGGACGACCGGCCGGGCCCGAGGGCAUGGAUAAGGUCGGCGGGGGCGGGUCGAGGGGGUAUGGAUGUCCGUGAGCCGUACAUUCACGUCGGUCGUGGAGAUGAAUUCGCCGACUCGCUGGACGCCUCGUUCUUCGCGAAGACCUUUCCCACCCUAUUGCCGUUCGGAUUCGGAGACGAGACGGCCGCGCGAGAUCUCCUGUCGUCUCGGAACAUGAGCCUUCGGACGUGGGCCGGCAUCGUGCUGCGGCGCCAUGGUGGCCGAUUCGCGACGCAUGCCAUCUUCUCGUUUCUCGUUUUCAACAUGGACGUGCGGUCGAGGAAUCGUCGUGUCAGCAUGCUCAGCGUGACGCGGAAGAACUUCCCCGAGGUAGAGCGCAUCGUACAGUCGCUGACCGCAGAUAGGUUGGCGGCGGCCAGGCUGGAGUUGGAGAGCCUGGGCAAGACCACCGAUGAUGGCGUGAAGGAGCUCCUAAGAUGCCUUUCGCUAUACGGCUACCGGCAGCCCAUGUCGAGGGAACUCCGUCUGAGCAUGCGACGCAAGAUCCAGUCACUCAUCUUGUGUCGUGGCGUGCCUGCAAUAUGGUUCACGCUCAACCCGAACGACAUCACGAACCCGGUGAAGCUGAGACUGGCGGCGUACCGCACACGUGAUCCUGAAGCGGCCGAGGCAUUUCUGAGAAGCCUCGACAUGGCAUUCAAACGUGCGCGGCUGGCCAUCUCGGACCCGUUGAGCUCGGCCGAAUUCUUCCACCGAGAGAUGACGUUGUUCUUCGAAAAUUACGUCAGAGUGGGCGAGGACUCGAUGCUUGUCGAUAUCCACGGCGAGGAUCAAGCGGCAUACCGAGAACGCAUCGUCAGAUACGUCGACAGCGUCUUUUCCGAGGAUCUCGACCAGGAAGGUUUCUGCGCAAUCCAGGCAGAGCGAUCGGGUGAUUUAUGCCGCUUCAAGGCGCCAUGGGGACUGGUCGACGAGACGGCCUUCACGGGAGACGGCGUGCUGCGGAUUCGGAGGUCGCACAGCAUGGUGAAUCGGUGGAACAAGGCGAUUGCCGUGGGGCUUCGCCACAACCAUGACAUAUCCUUCAUCGCCACACAGCGCAAGACCAUGGCCCUCGUCUUUUACGUCACUAACUAUGUGACCAAGGUAGAGGACCCCGUGUGGAAGCGCGUCGUCGCGGCCGCGGACCUCUUGCCUCCCAGAGCAGGCGACGAAAUGGCCGACGGCGCGGAGGUUCGUGGAGGCGAAGGUGCCGGGGACGAUGGCAGGCAAAAUAAGACACGAAAAUUCUUAAUGAAGGUGGCGAAUCGCGUGUUUACGGAGAGGCCGUUAUCUACCUGGGCGUUCCUGAACGUUUCGGUGCUCUACUGGCACGUCUUCCGACAAUGGCCGCACCUUCGACGAGAAAGCGGCGCAGCCACUGCAGAUGGUUCCGUGGACGAGUCAAUACUCGUCGAGGAAGCAGGCCAGAGGAUUUGCCGCGUCGAGGCAUAUCGUCACCGGGGAGAUGUCCUUCGAGGGCUAUGUCUCUACGAUUACAUUUCGCUAGUCAGGCUGAAGCGCAACGACGGGGACGAGAGGCCCGCCGCCUGGGGCGAGGUCCCGCUUGAGAGCGGCUGGGCUCCAGGAAGCAGUUGGGUGCAGGUGCUCAGGCGACCGGGCAAGCAGGCCAUGGUCUGCCUCGACGGGUAUUUGAGCAAGGAUUUCGACGAAGACGACGAAGGAUCAUGCUACCGAAGAGCGGCUGUGCAGCAUCUUGCGCUGUUCGUGCCUUGGGAGCUCUUCUUAGGGGAAGAAAGCGGCGACAUCAACCGCAUAUGGGGGAGGGAACGAGCAGCUCUGGUCCCGAGGAUAUCAUGUUACGUCGAUAACGUGCAGUUGCUGCGACGGUCGGCCGAAGAUGCAAAGCGGGACGCCAAGCAGUGGGCAGCCUCAUCCGGUGACGGCGACUCCACGGCAGUCUAUCUAGACGAGGAUGGCACCGCGGAGGCGGGUGUCGAGCCCGGAUCGGUAUACCAGGCCGACAAGCUCAUAGCGAUAAUGCAGGAGCUCAGCCGCUUCCAGCAACUGGCGUUUUCGUCGUCUUCCGAGUUCCAGGCCGCAAUACUAUCCGAACGGGGCCCGAGACGAAUCAACAUCCCGGGGCGGGCAUCCUCCGGAGCCACCAUACCGCCGCAGAGUCAGGUUAGGGCCAUAAAGUCGCAGCAAACCUGUGCGUCCAGGAGAGGAGAAGAUGAUCCGGGAAUACAAAGCGUGCCCCCGGCAGAGGUGACUGAUCGUCGGGCGGCGGUGCGCAGCGUGCUCACGGGUUUCGGGGAUGACGAUAUCCUGAUGACGGCGGCGGACCUCGAGGAAACGGUAGAGGCCAGCGCGGGAAUGGAGAUCCGGCUCGGCGCCUCAACCUCCUUUAUCGAGGCGGGUAAGGCCCUGGUAGCGAGGUUCACGCUGAACAAGAAGCAGGCGAUUGCCUUCCUAAUCAUAUGCCGUCAGCUUGACCUCAUACGGCGCGGGGAGAAAGGCAACGGGUGUCAGCUAUGCCAAUUCGUCGGCGGAGAGGGCGGAACGGGCAAGUCGCGAGUCAUCGAGGCGCUCGUCGAACUCUUCGCGUCCAAGGAUCAAUCGAAUCGCGUGAUAAUAACGGCGACGUCAGGGACGGCAGCAGCACGGAUCAAUGGCAUCACGAUCCACCCGGAUCUCGACGGGUUGCGAAUGCCGAACCAGGCGGAGCGGUUCGUCCACGGGCAAUCCCGGAUGGACUGGCAGGAGAAGGACGUGCUUGUCGUCGACGAGGUUAGCAUGCUCGGUGCGCGGACGCUCCACGCGGUCAACGAGCAGCUCUGCCGGCUGCGCGGGUCGAACAAGGAUUUUGGAGGGAUCCCCAUUGUCCUCUUCUGCGGAGACUUCCACCAGUUCCGCCCGGUCCAAGAGCGGUCGAUCCUCCUCCCCAGCACGGCCGUCUCGUGGGACAUGGACAACUCUUUCAAGGCCGAGCAACGGCACCAGCACGACAAGGCGCACGCGCUGUGGAAGAGGUUCACGACCGUCGUCAUGCUCGACGAGCAAGUGCGCGCCGCUGGCGACCCAGAGCUGCAGAGGCUGUUAAAGCGAAUCCGACUGGGCGCGCAGGACCGCACGGAUCUGGACCUCCUCAACUCAAGAUGCUACCAGGAAGGUAGGCGGAUCCCGUGGGCAUCAGGCAUCACUGUGGUGACGCCGCUGAAUAGGAACCGGUGGAACCUCAACAUGGAGGCCAGCUUGGCGUUCCAGAUCCAGCACCGGUCGACGCUGCGCAUCUUCAUAUCCGGCCAUAAAUGGAAGGAGGGCUUGCCGACGGAGGAGGAGGCCAUCAUGAUGCUGAACCAGGGCGACGAUAGCGCAAUACCGGUGCCGGCCGUCUUCAUGUUCGUGCCGGGGAUGCCGGUCGUCGUGAACCACAACACCCAUCAGGGGCUAAAGCUGGUGAACGACAUGACGGUCCAUUUCGGGCCGCCGGCGGGGAUAAUGCUGGAGUCCGAGACAACGAAAGACAUUCACUCCAACGACGUCAGCCGAAAGGGUCUGCCCUGA
Messenger RNA from Hirsutella rhossiliensis, 4113 nucleotides. RefSeq names its product PIF1-like helicase domain-containing protein. The coding region runs from base 1 to 4113 and encodes 1370 amino acids. The record is from RefSeq and is a predicted model, not a curated record. Gene Ontology annotation, biological process: DNA repair; telomere maintenance. Gene Ontology annotation, molecular function: DNA helicase activity. The transcript has 12 exons. Lineage: Eukaryota; Fungi; Ascomycota; Sordariomycetes; Hypocreales; Ophiocordycipitaceae.